GCGCUGAACGUCUGCUGUCCCUCUCCAGCCGAUCUGCCUUUCGACAUCUCGCCUGCUUGCCAUCUGGCCUAGACUGCGCAGCGAUGGAGGAUGGCCACAGUGCGGAUAUGCAUAUGCGGCGACGAAUCCGUGGGCAAAAGCUCCCUCCUCACGUCUCUCGUCAAGGACACCUUUGUCACGUCUAAAAUCCAAUCCAUCCUGCCCCCCAUCACGAUCCCGCCUUCCUUGGGAACCCCGGAAAAUGUCACGACCACCAUUGUUGAUACUUCGGCCCUGCCGCAAGAGCGCGACAACCUACGGAAAGAGGUGCGAAAGGCCAAUGUGAUUCUGCUCGUGUACAGCGACCACUACAGCUAUGAACGCGUCGCGCUCUUCUGGAUGCCCUUCUUCCGCUCCCUCGGUGUGAACGUCCCCGUUGUGCUGUGCGCCAACAAGAGCGACCUUGGCCCGAAUGGGGCCAGCACAGCGCAGAUUGUCUCCGACGAGAUGCUGCCCGUCAUGGCCGAGUUCAAGGAAAUCGAUUCCUGCAUUCGAACAAGCGCGCGGGAACACCACAACAUCAACGAGGUCUUCUUCCUCUGUCAAAAGGCCGUUACGCACCCCGUCGCGCCAAUAUACGACUCGAAAGAGGGUAACUUGAAGCCGGCUGCAAUCGCCGCGUUGAGGCGCGUCUUUUACCUCUGCGACAAAGACCAGGACGGCACUCUGAGUGAUCGUGAGGUGCACGAAUUCCAGCUCAAAUGCUUCGACAAGCAGCUCUCGGAUGAGGAUCUCGCCAGCAUCAAACGAACUAUCCGAAGAUCAUCAUCCUCAAACACGCUGGAACCUCAUAAUGGCAUCGACAUGGACGGUUUCCUGUUUUUGAACAAGCUGUUUGCCGAAAAGGGCCGGCACGAGACCAUCUGGAUCAUCUUGCGCAAAUUCCACUACUCUGACAGCCUCUCGCUGAAGGAUCACUUCUUGCACCCCAAGCUCGAAAUUCCCGCCUUUGCAUCUGCCGAACUCAGCCCAGCCGGCUACCGAUUCUUCGUGGAUCUCUUCUUGUUGCACGACAAGGACAACGAUGGUGGUCUGAACGAUGCAGAGCUGGCCGCGCUGUUUGCACCAACCCCAGGCCUGCCGACUUCGUGGGUGGAUUCCGACUUUCCAAGCUGCACCGUGCGGAAUGAGGCUGGGUACAUUACUCUGCAGGGCUGGCUGGCUCAAUGGAGUAUGACGACUUUUGAAGACCCAAAGACCACUCUGGAAUACCUUGCCUAUCUCGGCUUCGAGUCUCCAGACGGCAAGGGGACGACGUCGGCGUUGAAAAUGACAAAGGCGAGGAAGCGCCGGAAUCGACCGGGUCGAGUGGAGAGAAACGUCUUCCUGUGCUAUGUGCUCGGAGCGGCUGGUAGCGGUAAAUCAGCCCUGUUGAACUCGUUCCUUAGCAGGCCUUUCAGCUCGUCCUAUCAGCCCACGAUCCGGCCUCGUGUAGCGGUCAACAGCGUGGAGUUGCAGGGCGGCAAGCAAUGCUAUCUGAUUGUCGAAGAGUUGGGCGAGCUCGAACCGGCGAUCCUGGAGAACCAAAGCAAACUCGAUGCUUGUGAUCUGGUGUGCUUCGCCUACGACUCCAGCGAUCCCGAAUCGUUUGCCCAUGUGGUCGAUCUCCGCCAACGGUAUCCGGCCCUGCACGCCCUGCCUUCCGUCUUCACGGCGCUGAAGGCAGACAAAGAUCGAGCGGUCCAGCGAAGCGAGGUGCAGCCUGACGUGUAUUGCGAGAGCCUGAAGAUGGCCAAGCCGUUACACGUCUCUGUCAAGUGGACGUCCAUUUCGGAAUUCUUCGUGCAGUUGGCCGAGGCGGCUACAUUCCCCUCCCAGGCCUUUCCGAAGAGCGAAGAGCCCGUCGACCGUACGGCAGUCUACAUUGCACUUGGGGCGACGAUCUGUGCCGGCGUUGCAUUUGCGUGGGUGUGGAAGAGGAACAUGAGUUCUGGGGGAUGAAGCGUGCAUUGGGCAUAACUUGCGACGGCGUAUAGCGUUUUACUGCGUGAAGAGAGAAAGAGAUACCCCCCUCAGAAUGGACGGAGUACUGUGGAAGAUUGUAAGGGAUGAUUUGUGCCCCAAAUCCCGCGGCAGUCGUCGAUACCGGCAACGGCCGAGCUUCGCCCUGCGCGGCAUGAUUUGUUCUGUUUAUACAAGAGACGCUGCCUCGUUGACUUGACUGCUACGGCUCUGGAGAGUGAGUGGAUGCAGGCCGGUAAGAGUUGGGUGCCUCAGGUUUCUAGUCGAUCUUGCCAAGCCUUAACGAACCUUACCUAACCC
This is a messenger RNA of Neohortaea acidophila, 2301 nucleotides long. Its product is annotated as rho-like GTPase. The coding region runs from base 91 to 1980 and encodes 629 amino acids. Gene Ontology annotation, biological process: small GTPase-mediated signal transduction; regulation of mitochondrion organization; mitochondrion organization. The transcript has 3 exons. Gene Ontology annotation, cellular component: mitochondrial outer membrane. Gene Ontology annotation, molecular function: GTPase activity; GTP binding; calcium ion binding. The record is from RefSeq and is a predicted model, not a curated record. Lineage: Eukaryota; Fungi; Ascomycota; Dothideomycetes; Mycosphaerellales; Teratosphaeriaceae.